This is a messenger RNA of Calliphora vicina (urban bluebottle blowfly), 3365 nucleotides long. RefSeq names its product Sphingomyelin synthase related (gene SMSr). Gene Ontology annotation, molecular function: sphingomyelin synthase activity; ceramide cholinephosphotransferase activity. The coding region runs from base 310 to 2244 and encodes 644 amino acids. The transcript is spliced from 4 exons. The record is from RefSeq and is a predicted model, not a curated record. Gene Ontology annotation, biological process: ceramide biosynthetic process. Gene Ontology annotation, cellular component: Golgi membrane; plasma membrane; endoplasmic reticulum membrane. NCBI's taxonomy places the organism in Eukaryota, Metazoa, Arthropoda, Insecta, Diptera, Calliphoridae.
CGAGAAAUCCGUAGUGAAAAUAUAUAAAUAUAAUAAAAUACUCAUUUAUAAAAAAACUGGUAACAGUUCCAUCAUUAAAUUAAUACAAAAAUAAUUCAAUAUAAACAAAAAACAAAGAUCAGAGUGAUAGUGAUUAAUUGAAUAAAAGUAGAAAAAUAAAGAAUUUAAUAUAAAUAAAUGGGGAUGUAAUUGAGCGGCGCGUGACCUCAUUUAGAAACUUAAAAAAUUUCACUUCACCUGCAUCACACAAAAAUAUAAGCACUUAUAAACCAACUAUAAUUUAACAAAAAUACAAUAUAGGUAUAAAUUAUGAAUCCAUUGGAACCAAAAUAUGCAUCAGCUAAUAUUCCAACAAUCAAAUGUGAAGAAAACAAUACAUUUAAUAAUAUGGACAGCUUAAAUGGCAAUAACAGCAAUUACAUGGAAAAAGAAGAUGUUGCUUCUGUCGAUGUCAGUCAGUGGCAGGUUGACGAUGUGGUGGAGUGGGCUACCAAAGUUAUUCAAUUUACACCAAACGUCAUCAAAUGUUUACAGCUGGAAGCAAUUGAUGGUCAGGUCUUAUUAACGCUAACUGAAGAGGAUAUACGAGAUUUCCGUUAUCGCCUUAAUUAUAAUUUACGUUUUGGAGAACUUAAAAAACUAUGGCAAAGUGUCCACCAUCUUCAGCAAAGUCGACUGCAGCAACGUUUCAACUCUCAUACCGUUCAUCAUCUGCCAACAAAUCACAUACAUCAUAGUAAAAACUCAAGUAAUAGAAAUAAUCCUAGUAUAAGAAUGGGUACUGCGGCAGAUGGAUCUCCACUUCAUCAUAAUCACAAUCAUCAUCGAGCAGCUCCCACAUUCUCUUCGGCCGCCGCAGCUGUUGCCUUCUGUUGUAGUUGUGGCAAUAGAAACUGCAGUACAUUUCUAGAUAGUUGUUCAUUCAAUGACUGCGAAAGUUGUGCGCCUGAAAUGUCGUCUGUUUCGGAAGGUUGUUCUGCAAACAUUCCACCAGAGUUCUUUAAAACUUCAAUUAGUUUAGGAUAUUCCUUUGUUGUAACAUGGAUAACAUCAUUUGUGAUGGUUAUCGUUCAUGAACGAGUGCCUGAUAUGAAACGUUAUCCUCCAUUGCCCGACAUAUUCCUGGAUAAUGUACCGCACAUCCCGUGGGCAUUUCAUAUGUGUGAAAUAACCGGUACGCUGUUGUUUAGUAUUUGGGCAUGUGUCUGUAUCUUCCAUAAAUAUCGCAUGGUGUUACUGAGAAGAUUUUUUGCACUGGCUGGUACAGUGUUUUUGUUGCGUUGUGUAACAAUGUUAAUAACUUCCUUAAGUGUACCGGGAACACAUUUGCAGUGCAAUCAAAAUGAUUACGCUAUCGAUGAUACAGGUUUGACACUAUCAGAAGCUUUGUAUUUAAGAAUCUCGAGAGCCUAUACAAUCUGGAGUGGUUUGGGCAUGUCCAUACAGGGUGUACGAACAUGUGGUGAUUAUAUGUUCAGCGGUCAUACAGUGGCCUUAACAUUGUUAAAUUUUUUUAUAACCGAAUAUACUCCACGCAACUUGUACUUUCUUCACACAUUGAGUUGGCUGUUAAAUAUGUUUGGUAUUUUCUUUAUCUUAGCUGCCCAUGAACAUUAUUCCAUAGAUGUUUUUGUGGCCUUUUAUAUAACAUCUCGUUUGUUUCUGUACUAUCACACAUUGGCCAAUAAUCAAGCACUCAUGCAACGUGAUUCCAAUCGUACUCGCAUUUGGUUCCCAAUGUUUAGCUACUUUGAAAGUUCCGUCGAUGGUAUUAUACCGAAUGAGUUUGAUACAGUCGGCGAAAUUGUCGAUCAACUGACUCAUUUGCUAAUUGAUAUAAAAGAUAAUGUUAUGAUGACAGCGCAUCGGUUUUGGUUGGAAGCGCCAAACUUAAACAUGUCCUCGAGUAAUGUGUUUUUCGUACCCAAAGAGGUUUUAAAGGCGAAACAACGUAACGCUGCUACAUCGACAUCAGCGACUGCCAGUAAUACACCAACUGCAACAAAAGCUGACUUUUGGCGCAAUGAAACCACUAUAACGAAUUCCACAUCAAUGCCAACUUCAACAACAACAACCAAUAGUGUCUGUAAUAACAUUGAAGCGACCAUAUCAGAUGCCAGACAAAGUGAUAGCAGUAAAAAUAUUUCGAAAGUUAAUGAAAAUUUACAAAAACAUGAACGACAUCAUUCUGUAACAAAUAAUAAUACACAAAAUAAUGAGAAUUCUAACAAGAAAUCUAUUUAACCCAAUCGACAAAAGGACUAAAGCAGAAAACAAAACUAGCGCAAAUCAAAAUACAUAAUAUUUAAAUAUGUUGUUCACUUUCCAAAUAUUAUGAUACAGUUUGUUUUAUUUUUUCUUCUAUUCUAACAUUUUGCCAACAUUUUCUAUUUGUAUUAUUGUAAUAUCCAUUUAUUCAUUCAAUUAGUUUUGGUUAUUAAAGUUAUAUAAUUAAGCGUAGCUUGGUAUAAACAACAUUCCAAAAUAACUAGAAUGUCUUUUACAUUUUUAUUUUAAAAGAAGCUGUAUAUUGGUAACCAUCUAUAUCUAUACCUUCCAUAAUUGUACUAGUAUUGGAUUAUUUUUUUUUGUUUAUAUUGUAUAAUAUGAAACUACGACUGAUUAUUAAUUAUUUGAGUUUUUCUUUAAUAUGUAGGUAAAUUAUUUUUAUUAAAUUUCAGGGACCUUAAAACAAAAUUAUUACUUACUACUUUGAUAAAGGAGUCUAGUUUGACUUACUUUAGCUUUUAAACCCCAUUGUACAUUAUAACUAAAAUUAAAUUUUUUAUUCGAUAAAGUUAGAGUAUUGAGCACAAAAACAAUUAAUUAUAAAAUAAUAACGUAGUUUAAAACUAUUAAUUUUGUAUAGAAUAUAGAUCUGACAUAAGUUAUUUGCAUCCUACAUACUACAUAUACACGUAAACUCCUUCAGACUUAAACAUUAAUAAUGCCUUUUUGAUUCUGUAGAAAGAAUUAUUGUUUUUUUUUUUUGUUAAAUAUGUAAAAUACUACUAAUAGAUUGUCUACUCACUCCAUCAAAGAAUUCAUAACAAUAAUAAAUUAGUAUAUUAUAUAAAUUCUCAUGCAAGAUGACCAUAGUUUUAUUUUAAUAUUUCAUUGUAAUUAAUUAUUAGUGUUUUCGAAUUUUAAUUUUUCCUUCAUUUAAUAAGAUGUGUAUCUCUAUAUAAUUUUUCAUUGCAUUUUACUUAUUAUUAAAUAAUUUAUUAAUACAUAUAUUGAAAUCAACGCAUUUGUAUUGAAAAUUAUAAAUUCUUGUAAUACAAAAGUUACAACUCUACCUAAAUACAUAUAAAAAAUAAAGAAAUUCUAUAUUUGAAUUUGAUUCUGAAAAUACAUAACAAGAA